GCGCGCGGCGGGGGAGCGGCUGUGGCAGCGCGCGGCGGAGGCGCUGCGCGAGAUCGGCCGCCAGUAUCCCCUGCUUUGCUGUGUUAUCUUGGGGCUGAGUGUGGUAAGCUGGUAUUUUCACAUUCUAAUGAUCUUCUGGUCAUUUGUGGCAGGAGUUGUCACAUUCUAUUGUUCGUUUGGACCAGACUACCUCUUCCCAAAUAUGUUGUUCGUGCUAAAGCGUAACACCAAGGAAUUAGACCUGCAAGAUCCAUUUCUUCAAGGUCAUGGGUGUGCUGUUUGUGGUAAAGUCAAAUGUAGAAGGCAUAGACCCGUAUUACUGCUAGAAAGCUAUCAGCCAUGGCUGGACCUGAAAGUCCCUUCUAAAGUUGAUGCAUCCCUAGCAGAGGUGUUUGAACUAGUGCUAGAAAAUUUUGUUUAUCCUUGGUACAGGGACAUAACAGAUGAUGAAGCGUUUGUGGAUGAACUAAGAGUAACCCUGCGAUUUUUUGCAUCGGUAUUACUCCGCAGAAUUUACAAGGUGGAUGUUCCAUCUGUUAUAACAAAGAAAAUGUUGAAGGCAGCUUUGAAGCAUAUAGAAGUAAUAGCAAAAGCUAGCCAGAAAGUGAAAAAUGUUGAAUAUUUAUCACAAGCUGCCUUAGAAGAGUAUGGACCAGAGCUUCAUGUGGCCUUAAGAAGCAGAAGAGAUGAACUUCUUUAUUUAAGGAAACUUACGGAACUUAUUUUUUCCCAUAUUCUACCUCCAAGAGCAACAGACUCCAGAUCACUCUCCUUGCUUGUAAGAGAAAUCUUGUCUGGUUCUGUGUUUCUUCCCUCCAUGGACUUCUUAGCUGAUCCAGAUACUGUGAAUCACUUGCUGCUUAUUUUCAUAGAUGACAGUCCACCUGAAAAAGCUACAGAACCUGCAUCUCCUGUGGUUCCUUUUCUACAGAAGUUUGCAGAGCCUCGAAAUAAAAAACCCUCUGCCUUGAAGCUGGAUCUGAAAGAAAUUAGAGAACAACAAGAUCUUUUCUUCCUCUUUAUGAAUUUUCUGAAACAGGAAGCAGCAGUGCACGUAUUGCAGUUUUGCCUGGAUGUAGAGGAAUUCAAUAACAAAAUUUUGCAACCAGAAUUACCAGAUAACGAGAAGCUGAACCUUCAUGAAGAAGUGCAGAAAAUCUACAAAACAUAUUGCUUGGAUGAAAGUAUUGACAAAAUUCAGUUUGAUCCUUUCAUUGUGGAAGAGAUAAAGAGUAUUGCCGAGGGCCCCUAUGAUGAAGUUGUGAAGCUGCAAACCAUGCGGUGCUUUUUUGAAGCCUACGAACACGUUUUGUGCCUCCUAGAGAACGUCUUCACUCCUAUGUUUUGUCACAGCAGUGAGUAUUUUAGGCAUCUCUUAAAAGGAGUUGAGUCUCCAACACGCAAUGCCAGAUUCAACAGAAGUAGCCUCAGUUUGGAUGACUUUCGGAGCACUCAGAAAAAAGGAGAAUCCUUUGGCAUCAGCAAAAUAGGCAGCAAAAUCAAAGGGGUAUUCAAGAGCACCACAAUGGAAGGGUCCGUGCUGCCCAGUUAUGGUCUGGCUGAAGGCGAGGAUGACUUGAUUGAAGAAGGCAUUAUGGUAAUGGAAGAUGAUUCUCCUGUGGAGGCAGCUAGUACUCCGAACACACCUCGCAAUCUUGCAGCUUGGAAAAUUAGUAUUCCCUAUGUGGACUUUUUUGAUGACACCCCUUUGGAGAGGAAAGAGAGAAAAGAGAGAAUACCAGUAUUUUGCAUUGAUGUGGAGAGGAAUGAUCGAAUGGCCAUUGGGCAUGAUCCUGAACGCUGGUCAGUCUACAGAAGAUACCUUGAAUUUUAUGUCCUCGAGUCAAAGCUAACAGAAUUUCAUGGUACAUUUCCUGAUGCCCAGCUUCCUUCAAAGAGGAUCAUCGGACCAAAAAACUAUGAAUUCUUAAAGUCAAAGAGAGUGGAGUUUGAGGAAUAUUUGCAGAAACUUGCACAGCAUCCAGAGCUAAGCAACAGCCAGCUUUUAGCUGAUUUCUUGUCACCCAAUGGUGGAGAGACACAGUUCCUUGAAAAAAUAUUGCCUGAUGUAAAUCUUGGUAAAAUUAUCAAAUCUGUUCCAGGAAAGCUAAUAAAAGAGAAAGGCCAGCACUUGGAGCCGUUCAUUGUAAAUUUUAUUAACUCCUGUGAAUCUCCCAAGCCUAAACCAAGUAGGCCAGAGAUUACGAUUCUCAGUCCUACUUCUGAAAAUAACAAAAAGCUUUUUAAUGAAUUGUAUAAGAACAAUGCAAACCGCUCUGAGAAUUCAGAACGAAGACAAAAUCAGAACUAUUUUAUGGAAAUGAUGACAGUGGAAGGAGUCUAUGACUACUUAAUGUAUAUUGGCAGAGUGGUUUUCCAUAUUCCUGACUGGCUUCAUCAUAUCUUGAUGGGAGGACGUAUUCUCUUCAAAAACACCUUGGAGGCAUACACAGAUUAUUAUUUGCAGCGUAAGCUAGAAGAACUCUUCCAAGAACACCGUUUGGUGUCACUUAUAACACUUUUGAGAGAUGCUGUGUUUUGUGAGAAUUCUGAACCACGCUCCCUUCAGGAUAAGCAGAAACGGGCAAAGCAGACGUUUGAAGAAAUGAUGAAAUACAUUCCAGACUUGAUAGGCAAGUGCAUUGGAGAAGAGGCCAAGUAUGAAGGCAUAAGACUACUGUUCGAUGGAUUACAGCAGCCGGUGCUAAACAAACAGCUGACUUAUGUACUGCUGGAUAUUGGGAUACAGGAACUCUUUCCAGAGCUCAGUUCGGUUCAAAAGGAUUCUGCUUCUGCUUCUUUACCAUCAUGGAUGUAA
Messenger RNA from Euleptes europaea (tarantolino), 2818 nucleotides. It is a transcript of the gene SNX14, whose product is annotated as sorting nexin 14. Lineage: Eukaryota; Metazoa; Chordata; Lepidosauria; Squamata; Sphaerodactylidae. Gene Ontology annotation, cellular component: late endosome. Gene Ontology annotation, molecular function: phosphatidylinositol-3,5-bisphosphate binding. Gene Ontology annotation, biological process: autophagosome maturation. Bases 128 to 2818 code for a protein of 896 amino acids. The transcript has 29 exons. The record is from RefSeq and is a predicted model, not a curated record.